Spea bombifrons (plains spadefoot toad) is the source of this 1155-nucleotide messenger RNA. RefSeq names its product lecithin retinol acyltransferase (gene LRAT). The coding region runs from base 23 to 709 and encodes 228 amino acids. NCBI's taxonomy places the organism in Eukaryota, Metazoa, Chordata, Amphibia, Anura, Pelobatidae. Gene Ontology annotation, biological process: retinol metabolic process. The transcript has 2 exons. Gene Ontology annotation, molecular function: phosphatidylcholine-retinol O-acyltransferase activity. The record is from RefSeq and is a predicted model, not a curated record.
UGCUACAUUAAGUGGGAGAAAAAUGAAAAGUCCACUACUAGACUUGCUGCUCCUUUUCCUGGAUAAGAUAUCACUGCUUGCCAACUUCAAACUUUUUAGUAUGUCAGAAGAUGAUGAAAGAACUGUUGACCACAGGGAUGUAUCGUAUUUUAAAAGAGGUGACUUGUUGGAGGUUCCGAGGACAUUGUUUGUUCACUAUGGGAUCUAUUUAGGGAAUAAUAAGGUGGCUCAUUUAAUGCCAGAUAUUCUCCCAGCUUUGUCUGACAGCACCAGUUUCAUUGAAAAAGUGGUGACCAACAAAAGGCUGAUAAUGGGCGUUCUAGCAAAAGUAGCCAGUAUUAGGGUGGACAAUGUGCAGGAUUUUGCUUAUGGAGGAAGUAUAAUAGUUAAUCACAUGGACAGCAGCUUCAAGACAAGUCCUCUUCCUAAUGAAGAAGUGGCCCAGAGGGCUGAAAAACUGGUGGGGGCCACAUCAUACAGUCUGCUGUGGGACAACUGUGAGCACUUUGUGACAUAUUGCAGAUACGGCGUCCCUGUGAGCUUCCAGACCGAGAAGUUUUGUAACACCGUGAAGAGGAUUAUCCGUGACCAGAGAAGUGUGUUUGUUUCUGCGUCUUCAGGACUUGUGCUAAUACUGUGCCUGGGUUUGGAGCCAUCCACCACCCUGCCGAGUCUCUUAAUUACAUUCAUACUUUGGAUGGCAAGCUAAAGCAAGAUACAGAGAGGAUAAAUGUACACUGUAUGAAAUACAGUAUUUAUAGAAACUAAUGAAAAACUCAGUUGAAAACUCAACCCUUUCACUUUGGCACAUAUAUAGAGUUUGCUACUGAUGGAACAUACAAUGUUAUGCUUUAUAAUCUUGACAUCAUAUCUAUUUCCAAACAGUUUGCAUUGCCAACCUUCAAGAUAUCGACAGCCUCUCCGGUUUAUGCUGACACAUAACAUUACUAGUGAUGAUGGGCUCUGGGAGAAAAUGGCCACAAGAGCAGUUUCAGUAUCUGGAUUGUUGCAUCAAUGCAAAAUUCCUUCAACCGGCUGCGGUAUAUACUGUAAACUGGACUCUUAGCAAAUGGAUAUCUCAAUAAAUAGUUACACCAUCUGUCCUAAAAUUCCAAAACAUGUGGAACAGUGACCAAACCCAGAUCAUUCUGUGUG